AUGAGUCCCACUGCUGCGUUACGGCUAGUUGAUAACGACGCGUCUUUCUACAACCCGCCCGUAGAUCCUAGCAACCGGAAGUCGAUGGAGAGCUUAGAUCCCUCAACCCUGCUCCCGGGCGCCUCAAGGGUCCUGUUCAAUGGUCAGCGCCGGCUGUAUUUCGAUCACUCGACACACCUAGAAAUCAACAUGCCGCGCGCCGCCUGGCUCGACGUGCUUAAGACGUGUCGAGUCCCGCCGACGGCGAUCGAGCUCCUGCAUGAAAAUAACGGAGGCUGCUUCCAGCACGUAUCAUACUGCAAUGAUAAUCCCCGCUCUCCUUGCGAAGCAGCCUUCUCUGACUCAACACCUUGUGCAUACCACGUCUGCUUCAAACUCUGCCAGUGGGUAUUUGAGCACUUCAUAUACGCUCGUUACGACUUCCACACAUGCACCACUUUCAUUAUGGUCGAAGGCACGACCGCCGAGCGCCAGGUCCAGCGACUUCUCGUCCAAUUCCAUGAGCAAGGCCCACGCGAUACAGAUCUUUUCGCCAUUCUCCACGCGCUGGCUUGUGUAUGGGCGGAAGAGGUCGAGCAGGAGGCUGGAGGCUCGACUUCGACACGCAGAAGUUCGAGUCGCUAA
This is a messenger RNA of Anthostomella pinea, 624 nucleotides long. The record is from the annotation of a GenBank genome assembly. NCBI's taxonomy places the organism in Eukaryota, Fungi, Ascomycota, Sordariomycetes, Xylariales, Xylariaceae.